Messenger RNA from Leucoraja erinaceus (little skate), 2546 nucleotides. RefSeq names its product microcephalin-like. The coding region runs from base 139 to 2223 and encodes 694 amino acids. Gene Ontology annotation, biological process: mitotic cell cycle. The transcript is spliced from 10 exons. Lineage: Eukaryota; Metazoa; Chordata; Chondrichthyes; Rajiformes; Rajidae. The record is from RefSeq and is a predicted model, not a curated record.
GCCGCCGCCGCCGCCUCCACGCGCGGCCAUUUCAAACCAAAGAUCCGCUAUAAGAUCUUUGUUUCAAACCGCCGUCUCCACCACGCGCGUCUCCACCGAUUGGGACAAACUAUAUUUAUACAAGAUCAUUAUUGCAGAAUGACCGGUGAAUGUAGUAAAAAAUCUAUUCUCCAAGAUGUUGUGGCAUUUGUGGAUGUGUGGUCUUCAAACAAAACUGAAAAUUAUUCAAAAUCGUUUGUAGAAAACUUGGCUGACAUGGGUGCCACGGUUUUAAAGUACUUCAAUAAACAGGUGACCCAUGUGGUAUUCAAGGAUGGACAUGAAAGUGUGUGGAAGAAGGCCCAGAAAACUGGUGUGAAAUUAGUGUCUGUACUUUGGGUGGAAAGGUGUUUGACAACACAAACCCAUGUUGACGAAUCCUUAUUUCCUGCAAUCAAUGACAGUACACAUUUACCUGAAAAGAGGAGGACUCAUAGAUGCAUGAAACCCAAAGCGUUCAUAGAAAAGACGGUAGAAAAUAGCAAGAGGCUGCAGAAGAAAUUGGAUCAAAUGAUUCGGGACCUAGAUUUAAAAAGAACUGUUGGAGCUGAUCUGAAUUUGCUCUCACUUGAAGAGGAAGCUGCAGGUCUUAUUAACGACAAUGUUGAACCUGUUCCUCUCAAUCGUUUCUGUGGAAUGGAAAAGAGAUUGAAGGAAAUUAAAGAAAAAAGAGAAAACCCAUCCCCUACCGCUUCUCGGAAGUCUCUGUUGACAUUAUCAGCUUCUGCCCUCUCUCCUUGCCAACCAGCUCUUGGGGAACCUCCAUCAGCUAUAGCAAAAGCAUUGUUUGAAGAAGAAUACGAAAUUGAUUACGGAGUUGCAUCAAUCAAUAAAACCUCUGGCAAAUAUGCUCAUGAAAGCAAGGCUCCACUUUCAGCAGAAGCUCAUGAAGGGCAAACGGGUCACCAUUCCAAGCAGGAAUCUUUUCCACGGGGACUGCAUUUGGUGAAAUCACCACAGGAUGAAAACGAAAAAAUCUUACUGCGAAGAGUGAGGAAGUCUAUUUCUAAAACAACACCUCAGUUUCCAAAGAGGCGAAGUUCUCAAACUGCGUUCCAUUGCCAUGAAACGUCAGUUGGCUCAUGUAGUAAGAAAGUGAGCCGCAGUUAUUCUGAGGGAAGUGUGGAAGCUUUGAACUGCGCAGCAGCAGACAUGAGGCUUUGUAAUGCGCAAAGCAACAAGAUCAUACAGUCACCUCUCCCGAUCAGGUCAGCAGCCUCUGAAGAGGAUCACAAUCUCAGGCAAAGCGAUUUUGCAUCUAAUGAACUUUACAAAGAUUUUGCUUCACCCUUGAAAUCAAAUGUUUCCACUGGAGCCAAGAAUCAGUUGAGCUCAAAGAAAAAAGUAAAGUUAUGGAAGGAUGAUUUUAUUUAUUUUAAAUCACCGAGAAACGAUCCAUCGGAAGCGAACAACAUCCCUGAUGAAAAGGACGCUUGCCCCUUCAAAGAGGACCUGUUGGUGUACGAGGACUACUUUUCUCCAGUUAACCUGAAUGGCAAACACAAUCCAAGACGUACACUGGGCGUGCUUCCACCAAAAUCGCCGAGUCCUCCUGGCAUUAUUUUUGGGAGUGGUAAGCUGAAGAGAAAAUUGCCAGGAACCAAUCCACAAAAUUCUGCAGGUAGAACUAAAAAGGCGAGAAGUGCAACAAAUGUCAGUGUCGAAGAGCAAGCUGGUUCUUGUAGCCAACAUGUGAAUGCAGCUCCAUUGACUGGUGAAAAUGUAGCACUUCAGCCAGGUGCUGCUGCAGCUCAAAAAAGGAGACAAUCUCACAUAAAAGAACUGUUUGAAUAUUUUCUUGAUGUAUCGGGUGCACAUACAAACGACGUGCCUGAGAGAAAAGAGCUGUGCCAACAUCGUGAAGAGAAAAGGCUGAACUCACUUCAGGGUAACUCUACUGUGACUUGCCUUCCGAAACACUCUGGCUUAAAACCACCAAAUUUACACCACGAAACGCAAGCCUGUUCGGUGAUUUCCGUGCUUUUACCCUGUAACCAAACAAAUGAGAGAGAGAACGAGAACGAAGUGGAGUGCCAUCAAGAGGACAAUUUGGCCAAGGACAUAUUAAAAUUGCAAAGCGUUGACAGUGACUUGGAUGGCAACCCUCAGAGUGGACCCAGCCAAAGCAGUCCUUCAGGAUUGAGGAUGAAAUGUUCCCAUGAAGAGAAAUGCAAUUUACUGUAAUUGAAGUAGCAAAUACAACCAAUGAAUGCAAAAGGAAGAACGUGAAUGUGAGUGCAAUUUAUUAAUGACUUAUUAAUGAACAAAGUUCUUUGAGCAAAGGUUAUGUCAGAAGUAGUUUUCAGUUGAGUUUUGGUUUUCAGUGGAGGAGAUCUAGCUUUCUGCAGCAUACAAUACUUUGUUGGUCGAGACUUCCCCCAAUAGGCAAAUUAUGUCUUGCUCUAAUCUUUAUUUAAUCAUUGGAUGAGUAUACCCUCCAUGUUCAGAGAUUCUGCCUGACCCCCUGAGUUAUAGUCAUACAGUGUUGAAACGCCUUUCAGCCCAAC